CGUACUGUGGCCGGCGGUGGGCGCGGGGUGAGUCCAGGAGGCCGGAGGCCCGGGGCGGCUUUUUGUAGCUUGUUGGAGCCCCGGAUGAGGGCGUUGGGGUGACGAACUGCGCAGGGCCAGCGUCGGGCCUUCCCGCCGGCCCCCUCUCUGAGGCUCCUGUCCCCGGGCGCUGUCCCCGGCCUCCCCGCGCUCUGCGGCUCGCGGUUUCCAGCUCCGCGUUAACUGCACGAUUCGCUCCCUGCCCAGGCUCCUUCGCCCCCUCUUCCCAUGAGAGCCUCCAGAUCUCAAAAAUUUUGACUGAUUUUUAAGUAUUUCCCUAUUCAUAGCUGCCUGUUUGCAUCCUGACUGGAGCCCCGGGAGCUUUUUCACCAUGCCGACAGUGGUGGUAAUGGAUGUCUCCCUUUCCAUGACCCGACCCGUGUCUAUCGAGGGCUCCGAGGAAUACCAGCGGAAGCACCUCGCAGCCCACGGUCUGACAAUGCUGUUUGAGCACAUGGCCACAAAUUACAAGCUGGAGUUUACAGCCCUCGUGGUGUUUUCAUCACUUUGGGAGCUGAUGGUCCCCUUCACAAGAGAUUAUAACACCCUACAGGAAGCACUAAGUAACAUGGAUGAUUAUGACAAAACUUGCUUGGAGUCCGCAUUAGUUGGCGUUUGCAACAUCGUUCAGCAAGAGUGGGGCGGCGCAAUUCCUUGCCAGGUGGUGCUGGUGACUGACGGCUGUCUCGGCAUUGGGAGAGGGUCACUUCGGCACUCCCUGGCUACUCACAGUCAGCGGAGCGAGAGCAACAGGUUCCCACUGCCAUUCCCUUUCCCAUCCAAGCUGUACAUCAUGUGCAUGGCAAAUCUGGAGGAGCUUCAGAGCUCUGAUUCUUUGGAGUGCCUUGAACGCCUCAUAGAUUUAAACAAUGGCGAAGGGCAGAUUUUCACUAUUGAUGGCCCUCUGUGCUUGAAAAACGUGCAGUCUAUGUUUGGGAAACUGAUAGAUUUGGCAUACACGCCUUUCCAUGCUGUUCUCAAGUGUGGCCACCUGACCGCUGACGUGCAAGUCUUCCCCAGGCCAGAACCCUUCGUUGUAGAUGAAGAAAUUGAUCCUAUCCCUAAGGUCAUUAACACAGAUUUGGAGAUAGUGGGCUUUAUUGAUAUAGCUGAUAUUUCAAGUCCCCCAGUUCUGUCCAGACAUCUGGUCCUCCCCAUAGCACUUAACAAAGAAGGCGACGAGGUGGGUACUGGUAUCACUGAUGACAACGAAGAUGAAAAUUCAGCCAAUCAGAUUGCAGGCAAAAUACCCAACUUCUGCGUCCUGCUUCAUGGCAGCCUGAAAGUGGAAGGAAUGGUGGCGAUUGUUCAACUAGGUCCUGAGUGGCACGGAAUGCUCUACUCCCAAGCCGACAGCAAGAAGAAGUCAAACCUCAUGAUGUCUCUCUUUGAGCCUGGCCCGGAACCUCUCCCAUGGCUGGGGAAAAUGGCGCAGCUGGGUCCUAUUUCAGAUGCUAAAGAAAACCCUUAUGGGGAGGACGACAACAAGAGCCCGUUCCCCCUGCAGCCCAAAAACAAACGCAGCUAUGCCCAGAAUGUGACUGUCUGGAUCAAGCCCAGCGGCCUGCAGACAGAUGUACAGAAGAUUUUACGAAAUGCAAGGAAACUCCCUGAAAAAACACAGACUUUCUAUAAGGAGCUGAACCGUUUACGCAAGGCGGCCCUGGCCUUCGGCUUCCUGGACCUGCUCAAAGGGGUGGCGGACAUGCUGGAGCGGGAGUGCACACUGCUGCCCGACACCGCCCACCCCGACGCCGCCUUCCAGCUCACCCACGCUGCCCAGCAGCUCAAGCUGGCCAGCACUGGCGCCUCUGAGUACGCCGCUUAUGACCACAACAUCACACCUCUGCACACGGACUUCUCUGGGAGCAGCACUGAGCGAAUGUGAAGCUGACUUUUGGAGCCUUCUGUAGUUUUCAUUUCAACUGAAAGUGACCUACAGUAAAAACCUCCCCGGUAUGUUCACUUCUGGGAUAGCCAAAGCCCCCGACUGCCUCAGAAGCUACCUGCUGGUCUGUGCGACUGCUGCAGUCCGAGAAGGGUCUGAAGGGUGCUGGCCGGCUGCACUUUACCUUCAGCUUCCUGGGACUCAGGAUCAAGACAGCUGAUCCCUUGGAACCAGCAGUUAGCGUAAUGGCUAUGUCGCUGGACUCCCACGUAGUCGACCGCGGUUCGUGUCCCGGACCCGGUGGCUUAA
Messenger RNA from Tupaia belangeri chinensis (Chinese tree shrew), 2236 nucleotides. RefSeq names its product integrator complex subunit 14 (gene INTS14). The record is from RefSeq and is a predicted model, not a curated record. Gene Ontology annotation, cellular component: integrator complex. Gene Ontology annotation, biological process: snRNA 3'-end processing. Bases 371 to 1927 code for a protein of 518 amino acids. NCBI's taxonomy places the organism in Eukaryota, Metazoa, Chordata, Mammalia, Scandentia, Tupaiidae. The transcript has 12 exons.